AAUGUGGUGGUGUUUUUUUUUAACUGUUAAACGGUCAUUUUGAUGUCCUGUUAAAAAAUAUCAGGCGCUGUAUUAGUAAGCCUGAAGGGGUCGGUUCACAACUGCUCUCCAGCUUUUCUCCAGGGCUUGCUUUUUUUUCCCCCCCUUUGGAGCUCUCAGGUUUGCUUGGAGACAAAAUUGGCGAGGCAAGUUAUGGCAGAAAAGGUAAAGAAGGAAGCGGAAGAGGGAAAUUUGUACAAAACAGCAUCACUUGGUGAAGAGAAACUCAAAUCUGCUGGAGAUGAGGACGUAACCCUGGCUCAAUUGUCCUUUCAUCCCUCUAGUCCCAGGCCUAGGCCUCUUGCUAUUGCUUCCUCUUCUUCGGUUCAGGGCUUUGAGAAAACUGGAAAGCGUCUUAAGAUGAAGAGGAGACAUUCGGAUUCCAAAAUUAAGCACGCAAUGACAAGUCAUGCAGGGAAGUGUAUCUGUUGUAGGCAAAAUAAGCCCACAAUUGAUAGAUCAAGUACUCCUGGGGAACUUAAGUCACCUGCCAUGAUUCGAGCAGAGGAGGUUCAAUCUAAUUUGGAAUCAGCAUUCCCUAGCUUUGUGAAAUCUUUAGUUAGAUCGCAUGUUGGCAGUUGUUUCUGGAUGGGGCUUCCUGGACCAUUCUGUAGAGCACACUUGCCACGAGAGGACACAAUUAUCACCUUGGAAGAUGAAUGUGGGAAAGGAUUCAGGAUGAAGUACAUCGCAUAUAAGACAGGAUUGAGUGCUGGUUGGAGGCAGUUUUGUGUUGCACAUCAAUUGCUUGAGGGAGAUGUGCUGGUCUUUCAAUUAAUUGAACCCUGCAAGUUUAAGGUUUACAUCAUAAGGGCAAACGAUUUGACUGAAGUCGAUGGAGCUCUUGGUCUUCUAACUUUGGAUCCUCAAAUAAAACAAAAUGAUGCAGAAAUUGCCACAGUACCUUGUAAAAGUACAAAGAGGAAACGUCCAAGGUCACUUCCAUUGGCUAUUGUCCAAAAAAAACAGAAGAAAUCUGGCAGGUCAAGAAUAUCAGUUCCGAAAACAGCGCAAUUGGCUGAACAAUCUGAAAAUGACAGUGAAGAAGUUGGUUCAGAAGUUCUGGAAGGUUUCAAGUUAUCCUUGCCUGCUAUUCAAUUUGAAAAUGUCAAGGGCUUUGAGAAUUUCAACAUUCUCGUUGAUGGGCUAGUUCUAGAUUCUGAACUAUCAGAAGAUGUUCGGAGGAAGUACUAUGAUCUCUGCUGCAGUCAGAAUUCAUUUCUUCAUGAAAACCUUAUCAAGGGUAUCAACUUUAAGUUGAUUGCAGGAAUCAUUUCUGAAAUUGUUAAUAUCGCUGAUGGCAUAAGAGCUUGUAACCUUACCACCUCAAGGAAUGAAUUCAAUACUUGGGACAAGACAUUAAAAGCUUCCGAACAUUUUGGCAUGAAUGUUGGAUUUUUACGUGCCAGGCUGAGCCAGCUUGUAAGCCUUGCCUUUGAUUCAGAAGGUGCCACAAAUACUCGGAGGUAUAUAGAAGCUAGAAAUGAAAUAGUUCACACAGAAGAUGAGAUAAGAAAUCUUGAAGCAAAGCUUGUGGAAUUGAAGGCAGCCCAUGACAAGUUUGGUUCUGAUAUUGAGAGUCUCAAGUCAAAGGCCGAAAGCUAUGAGCUCCAGUUUCAGGAAGAGGUUCUUGCUCCAUGGUGAUAUAUCCUUCAACGGUAUGCCAUUAGUGUAUUCUGGUCUUUUGUUUGCCUUGAUCUCUUGUACUCGUAGUCUUACACUGGUACGUGAAAACAAGAAGGCAAAUCGGGAUUUGUGUUGACGAAAUGGGAUGAUUACUUGGGAAAAAUGACGCUUAUCAACACUGUAAAAACUGUCCUAACAUUUUAGUAUUCAAUAUGUAGACAUGCUGGAACAUUCUAGGACUUUAUUUAAGCGUGAAAAAAAAAAAUUGCUAACAUUCUUGAACAUUAUACUAAGCUGUAGCUUCGAGAGAAA
Manihot esculenta (cassava) is the source of this 1977-nucleotide messenger RNA. RefSeq names its product B3 domain-containing protein Os01g0234100. Gene Ontology annotation, molecular function: DNA binding. NCBI's taxonomy places the organism in Eukaryota, Viridiplantae, Streptophyta, Magnoliopsida, Malpighiales, Euphorbiaceae. The record is from RefSeq and is a predicted model, not a curated record. Bases 193 to 1683 code for a protein of 496 amino acids. The transcript is spliced from 7 exons.